Molecule: messenger RNA, 1976 nt
Organism: Amborella trichopoda
Lineage: Eukaryota; Viridiplantae; Streptophyta; Magnoliopsida; Amborellales; Amborellaceae
Gene: AUG1
Product: HAUS augmin-like complex subunit
Biological process (GO): spindle assembly
Cellular component (GO): HAUS complex; cytosol
Source: RefSeq, a predicted model, not a curated record
UACCCUAAAACGCAUAUGCGUUCCUCUGAAACCAUCGCCCGUUUUCACCGCUUUUCAUUUGAAUAUUAGCGCAAAAUUUCAACUCUGCAACGGAAAUAGGGCAAAAUCUCUUAUUGGGUUUCAAUCCUCGAUUUCUAGAGAGAGAAAGAGAUGAUCGAUCUCAUCUCAGUUACAGAUCUAUGAAUCAGUGAAGUGAAAUGAGGGCUCGUUUCAUCACGAAUUGCGGGUUACUUGCUGUUGAGAUUAGGGCGAAUUUCAGCUCUUAAACGCGUGUUGAUUUGAAUCUUGGGUUUCGGUUCCUUAAUUCUAGAGAGAGAGAGAGAGAGAGAGAUGAACCAUCAUGUAUCUACUUCAGAUCCAGGGUUCGACGAAGGGUAGGGAGGGUUUGAAUUGUCUCGAGUUGGAGUAUAUUUGCGGUUGAAAUUAAGGGAAUUUGAUCUCUUCAGCUGUGUAGUCGAUUUGAUUCUAGGGUUUUAGUGCAUUGAUUUUAGAGUUAGUAAGAGAUGAGCGAUCUGAUUUCAACUUCAGAUCCAGGUAUCAAUGAAGCAAAAGGAGGGUUUGAUGCUUCUAAAGUUGCAGAGGUGAAGGCUUGGCUCUCUUCCCAAUUUGAUGGAGUAGGGAAGGAGGUGCCGGAUUUUGAAUACACAGGGAGAAGUGUAGCACAUUUGCAUGCCCUAGCCACCACUUCACAGUCAAGAACUCAGGCUGCUACUAUUGUGGCCUCUGAUAUGAGACAAAAGGCCUCUGAAUAUCGAAUCCAAGCUUCUAGAAUCAGAGAAAUACUGGAAAGUGCUGGUUUGGCGCAUGAAAAUUUAUCACCAACUGCUGUCACUUCAGCUCAAGUUCUUGCAAAUGUUGCAAAUUUGUUGAACAUAAGGGAUACAGAAUUAAGUAGUUUUCUUGUGGCGAUGGGUGAUAUUUCUCUGAGGAAGGCUGAUGUGGAUGAGAAAAGAGCUAAAGUGCAGAAGGAAUCAAAAAUACUGUUGGAAUACACUCGAAAAGCCAUCACAAGGCUAACUUACCUUAAAAGAACCCUUGCACAAUUAGAAGAUGAAGUUGCUGGUUGUGAAGCUCAAAUGUCACCUUGGCAAACAAACUUGGCAAUCAUGGUAUCAAAGGAGCGACAGUAUUUGCAACAACAUGCUAACUAUAAGGCAGUGCUAAGUCGUGUUGGGUACAACCCAGAAAUCAGCCAUGGUACACUAAUGGAAAUGGUUGAGCGAAGAAAGGAGUUGGAGAAGAAAACAAAACCCAUUCUGGAUACCUUGAGGAGCUAUCAAGACUUGCCACCUGAUAAAGCUCUUGCUGCUUUGGCUAUUGAGGAUAAAAAAAGGCAACUUGCUGCAGCUGAGAAUUACCUUGAAGAAGUGCUGCAUACAGCCCUAGAGAUCACGGAGUGAUGUAAUGGCAUAUGUAUGGUAAAUAAGCAGGAAUUUUGGUAUUAGCUGUACGAUCGAAGGUGAUUCUUUGAGUGUAAUAAGAUGGAGCAGAGAGUUCCGUAGACACUUCGGUCUUUAUGGUUAGAGGUGAUGGAUGGGGUUGAUCAUCUAGUGGUGUCUUUUGCUCAUGUAUACAAGGAGGCUAACACGGUCUUUAUGGUUAGAGGUGAUGGAUGGGGUUGAUCAUCUAGUGGUGUCUUUUGCUCAUAUAUACAAGGAGGCUACCACUAUUGCCGAUGCCUUGGCUAAAGGGGUAUCUUUUAUUCCUUGCCUUUUAGUUUUUGAUGAUGUAAACUUUUUUUUUUUAAAUUCAAUAAUAUCAUUGCUCUUAGUCAAAAAAUAAUAAUAUGAAACUUAUUUAUACAGCUGUGAUGAAUUGAAAGCUACCUAAUGUUAUAGAACCAGUCUUCAUCCAUCUAUUUUUUGAUGGGAUAUAUAAUGCGUACAUCAAUUGGUAUGACCCAUUAUUAACAACAUAAACAACAUAACAACGGCAUCUGGGUAAACCAAAAGUCAGUAUUAAUUGGUUUUGCUCCC